CGACUCAUCCACCACGGUCAUGUCCUCCGGUGCACUCAACGAGCCUAUUGCGGAUAGGGAGUCUAUUCACAAGUCGUGCAGGUCGCUCGAAGCCGUUGUCAACGUGCUCAAUGACUACUGCGAGGCCGCAAAUGCGAUCCUAACUCUGCAGCGGAAGCUCGUCAAGGCCUUGCGAGAUGCGGCGGCGGCGAAGUGUGUGCCUGAGAUACCAGGUACGGGAACCAAGCAACGAGACGUUAAAUCGCUGAAUGGUGCCCUAGCGAACGCGCUGAACGUGAGCGCGACCAUCUUCGACACGCUCUGCGAAGUGGACGCAAAGUUCGUCAAGCUCGCCGACAAGGAGUGCGACGCGGUCAGUGCGGAGGUCAAGAAAUGGUUCAAGAAGCUCGCUAAAGAAGAGCGUGCGUACGACGAUCGCCUCGCCAACGCCAACGCCAAGCUCAAGCAAGCCGGGCAACUGUACGAGAAGAAGGCCAAGAAGAACCCGCAGGACGCGGCCGACGAGCAUGCGCGUUACAUGAACAUCCUGACCACUCUGGGCCCCGAGAUCAACCAGGAGAAGUAGUCAGUACCUCUGUCAUUCGCACUUGUUACCGUCACUCACCCCCGGUCAGCAAUCACUCGCUUAUGGUGACGCGUAGGCAUCACUCGACGAUACACAGCUUGGCCGCCAGUCUCUCUCGCGUGGCGGACGCAGAAUGGCUUCGUUCCUGCGAGGGCGUGCGACGCUCUGCUCCUACCAUCGGACAGCUCGGCGAAUGGCGCGUCUACUGCGAGGGUGGAUGGUCAGGCCCGCUGCCUGCAGACCUACCGAACGACGAGGCUCCUGAUCGUCCCGACCGCUCUGUGACGCCGAUUGCCCAAGGACGCGCCGUGACACCGAGCAUGGAAAAGUCGCCGCAAGGUCCCAGUACUCCGAUGUUGGAGAAGCCUGCGCCCGAAUAUUCAUCGCGUCGUCCGAGCGA
This is a messenger RNA of Fomitopsis serialis, 965 nucleotides long. RefSeq lists its product as uncharacterized. The transcript is spliced from 2 exons. The record is from RefSeq and is a predicted model, not a curated record. Lineage: Eukaryota; Fungi; Basidiomycota; Agaricomycetes; Polyporales; Fomitopsidaceae. Bases 20 to 565 code for a protein of 181 amino acids.